AUACUAUUGCAGCACAGCGUGGUAGGGGGCUCUACCGAGUACCGCGAUGACCGUGGUUGUUUCAAACCUUUUUUUUUAAUUAUAUUGAAGAUUAUCCUGUAAUUGCGAAUGCUCGUAUUUUAUACGAUUUAGAAGUUUUCUUAACUAUAUUCUUCAGCUGUUUUAUAUCAAGAUGGAAUCUAGAACAGAAUUUAAGAUAAAAUCACCGCCGACCGAUGCAAUCUCCGCAGUCGAAUUUGGACCAAACUCCACUCAGUUCCUAUUAGUAUCAUCAUGGGACAGUACAGUAAGACUGUACGAUAUACACGCCAACACAAUGAGAUUGAAAUAUAAUCACGAUUUACCAGUAUUGGACGUCGCGUUUCAGGACGCUGUUCAUGCAUAUAGCGGUGGUCUAGGAAAUACUCUGAAAAUGUAUGACAUAAAUAGCAAUACUGAAUCAAUAAUGGGUACACACGAGAAGCCAAUCAGGAAAAUAGAAUAUUGUGCAGCUGUGAAUGCAAUACUUACGGGUGGUUGGGACGCCACGGUAAAACUAUGGGAUCCACGAACACCUACUUGCGUCGGUAGUUAUUUACAACCCGAUGUAGUCCUUGCCUUGUCUGUCUGUGGUGACAAAUUUGUGGUGGGCACAGCAAAACGGAAAGUUUGCAUUUGGGAUUUGAGGAACAUGGCAGGCAUGUUUCAGAGACGAGAAAGUAGUUUGAAGUAUCAAACGCGUUGCAUCAAAGGUUUCCCUAAUGAACAGGGAUAUGUAUUGAGUAGCAUAGAGGGCCGAGUCGCCGUUGAGUAUCUCGAUACAAUGCCAGAAGCCCAAAAGAAGAAGUAUGCGUUCAAGUGCCACAGAAUAAAAGAAAAUAAUGUCGAGCAUAUUUACCCAGUGAACGCUAUUAGUUUCCAUUCUGCAUACAACACGUUCGCUACUGGUGGCUCAGAUGGUUAUGUAAAUAUCUGGGAUGGUUUUAACAAGAAACGGUUGUGCCAGUUUCAUCGAUACAAUGCUGGUGUGGCUGCGCUUAGUUUUAGCCAUGACGGUUCUGUUCUCGCCAUAGGCGUUUCGUAUCUCAACGAAGCUGAGAUUCCACCGGGUGGUAGUGACGAACGAGAAAUUUAUAUAAGAUACGUUAACGAUCAAGAGACCAAGCCGAAGUAAAUAGUAAGUUUAUACAAAAUACAGGAUAGCGAUGAAAAAAAUGUGUGACUGGAGAAACUCGUGAACUGCAUUGAAGAAAUACACAGAAGAAUGAAUGGCAGUAGAAAUGACAUUCUGUGAAUAAUUGUAAAUAUUCUGACUGCGUUAAUUUAUAUGCAUUUCAUGAAAAUAACACGUGUGUCAACUCAUAAAUUCAAUCAAUUGUACGUUUUAUAAAAAUAUUAUCUUCCAAUUUUCAAAAAAUAAAUCUAAUUUAUACAA
Molecule: messenger RNA, 1414 nt
Organism: Monomorium pharaonis (pharaoh ant)
Lineage: Eukaryota; Metazoa; Arthropoda; Insecta; Hymenoptera; Formicidae
Gene: Bub3
Product: mitotic checkpoint protein BUB3
Exons: 5
Coding region: 173-1153 (326 amino acids)
Biological process (GO): mitotic spindle assembly checkpoint signaling
Cellular component (GO): bub1-bub3 complex; kinetochore; mitotic checkpoint complex
Molecular function (GO): ubiquitin binding
Source: RefSeq, a predicted model, not a curated record